UACCAUCAGCAACAUUCUGCUCGGGCCAUAAGCCGCACUGAACGGCAAGAUGAGCAACUAUGGCUUCUUCGGCAGCUUCGAGCUCAACUCCAUGGUCAGGGGCGCCCAACUCACAAUCGUAGGCGCCAACCGCGCCCUCCAAAAUCCUUCCAUCUUCACCACCUCCCUUUACAAACAAGCCGCUCUCGCCGUCGCCGCAGGCAUCCUCAUUCGGCUCCUCGUCGCCAUCCCAACUCUCGGAAUCCGAUUGCUCAUAACCUUCGCCGGUCUCUUCACCGACACCUCAGGCCUGCAAUGGAGCGAAGACAUCAUCGAUGGCAUCGAGUUCAUCGAGCACUCCGUGCUUCAGAUCCCCUUCUUUCUGAUGUCGUUCAUGCGGUACCUCAGUCCGGCCAUGGACCACAUGUUCAUGGAGUCCCUACGGUGGGUCGAUCAGACAUAUGUCAAGAAACAUGAAUCCGAGGACCCAAAGGCGUUGAGAGAGAUGUACCAUCCGAACCUGGAGUUGUAUUCGCAGCAAGCUGUCACAGCGCAGAAGAAGGAGCCGAAGCAGGCUUUGGUCAUGUUUCUCACGCGGUAUGGCAGGAAAGCCGGAAUCUCGCUCGCCGUGUACGUGUUGUCUUUCGUGCCGUAUGUCGGACGACUCGUGCUACCGGCUGCCUCGUUCUACACUUUCAACAAAGCCGUGGGUCUGCCUCCGGCAAUUGUGGUGUUCGGAAGCUCGUUCAUCCUGCCGAAGCGAUAUCUGGUCAUGUUCCUGCAAAGCUACUUCUCCAGCCGAAGUCUGAUGCGUGAGCUCCUGGAACCCUACUUCUCCCGCAUCCACUACAGCCCCGAACAAAAGCGCGCCUGGUUUCGCGACCGCGAAGGCGUCCUCUACGGCUUUGCCUUCGCCUUCUUCGCCUUCCUCAAAAUCCCGCUCAUUGGCGUGCUCAUCUACGGUAUCGCCGAAGCGUCAACAGCAUACCUCAUCACGAAGAUCACGCAGUCGCCACCGCCGCCACAGGAGGCGGAGGAGUUCAAGAAGAGGGAUGUGAGGUGGGAGAAUAAACAUGAGUUUUUGUCGUUGCCGGUGGGGGCGCUGGAUCGGUUGAGUGAGAAGAUUGUCAAGGAGAAGGGAGACAAGGAGCAGUUGAAGGGAAGGCAGUACUCAUGA
Molecule: messenger RNA, 1156 nt
Organism: Zymoseptoria tritici IPO323
Lineage: Eukaryota; Fungi; Ascomycota; Dothideomycetes; Mycosphaerellales; Mycosphaerellaceae
Exons: 3
Coding region: 50-1156 (368 amino acids)
Source: RefSeq, a predicted model, not a curated record